This is a messenger RNA of Aspergillus tanneri, 1722 nucleotides long. RefSeq names its product putative actin-related protein RO7. Gene Ontology annotation, biological process: microtubule-based movement. The transcript has a single exon. The record is from RefSeq and is a predicted model, not a curated record. Bases 1 to 1722 code for a protein of 573 amino acids. Lineage: Eukaryota; Fungi; Ascomycota; Eurotiomycetes; Eurotiales; Aspergillaceae.
AUGACGGGUACUUCGGCCGCUUCUAAUUUGGACGAGAGGCGCUCAUUUGCCGGGAAUCCUUUCUCUAUGAAUUUUCGAAACAGUCAAUCCGGUCGACCCUCCACGCCGCAACAUCAACUGCGCUCCAACAAUUCCUCCUUCGCGAGUACGUCGUCCGCGAGCUCGUCGUUCCGGGGGGAAGAAGAUGCAAUCAUCUUUGAGUUUGGCUCGAGAUGGCUUAGGGCUGGAUUUGAGGGUGACAGCUCUCCCAUGUGUGUCGUUGGAUGUGGCCCGGAAGAAUCUAGACGAGUCGGUGAUUACAGAGGCUGGCUGAAAGGCAGCUCUCAUACCGAUAUAUCGCGACAAUAUCCCGUCAAUGCAGAGGACUGGGCGGGCGCAUACGAACUGUGGAAGAUGGAUCUACGGGAUGUCGAUCUGGGGCUCGUGGAGGACAAGAUUGAACGGAUGUUGCGAGAGACAUACAAUACAUUCCUUUUGACGGAUGCGGGGACUUCACGACUGGUCUUGGUUUUGCCUUCGAUUAUGCCGCACCCUUUGCUCUCCUCAGUCUUGUCAACACUCUUCACCCGUUGGCGGUUUCCCAGUAUUACGCUGUUACAGAGUCCGGUCAUGACUGCGACGGCGGCUGGCGUGCGAUCGGCUCUGGUGGUGGACCUCGGAUGGGGCGAAACGACUGUGACGGGGGUUUAUGAAUAUAGGGAAAUCACAACGAAGCGGAGCACGAGGGCCAUGAAGUCUCUGCUUCAAGAGACCGGAAGGCUCAUGACUCGCCUCUCUACCAGCAGCGGGGGUGAAUCAGACGAGAUCUCUGUGGGCUUUGAAUUUUGCGAAGAAGUGGUCUGCAGGUUUGCAUGGUGUAAGCCUAGAGCAGAUCAGAAAGGCCUUUCAGGCCCGACAGAGUCCCAGGACAAAGACAGGGAAUCGACAUCCGAUGCUUCGACCGCCUCAAUGCUGCAAAAAAGCGUGUCUAUACCGUCCCCAUCAAAUCCUGGUUCAAACUAUAUGGAUGUUCCAUUCUCCAAAUUUGCCGAGCCUGUAGAGAAGGUUCUGUUUGCCGAGAAUACCGCCGAUUGCGAUUUGGACGAUGAAGAGAAACCAGUUCCCUUGCUGGUGUAUAAUGCACUUCUAGAGCUACCACCAGAUGCCCGAGGGAUAUGUAUGUCGCGCAUUGUUUUUGUUGGUGGAGGAGCUCACAUCCCAGGGAUCCGACGACGAAUCCUUGAUGAAGUAGCGUCCCUCGUUGAACAAUACGGGUGGAGUCCGGUACGUGGCAAGGUUAUCGAACAGCAGAAACAGAAGCUGCAGAGCCUGCAUCUCACUCAGCAAUCAACAACACCCUCGCAGGGCAAAGAAAAUACUGCCGAGACCCCCGGCUCGCCCACGGGCCAGGACAAACAGGGAGAGCAAGAGAAUAAGGAAAAAGAAGAAGAAAUCGACCAUAUUGAACAGAAGAUCCGACGGAAUAAUAGAGACAAAGAUAUCAAAACGCAAGUCCACGGGGUUCUGCGCGAAGUGGAAUCCCUUGGGGCCUGGGCUGGGGCCAGUCUCCUAUCGAGUCUUAAGGUUCGGGGUCUGGUCGAAAUCGAGCGGGAGAAAUAUAUUCAACAUGGUCUGUCAGGAGCCAGCCGGGACUUGGAGACCCAUGGCCAUGUUGCGGAUCGACGGUCAGGCUUACGAUCACAGGGCGAUCGGUCGAGUUGGACUUUAGCUGGAUGGGGGUAA